AUGUCGUCACGAACAUUGGCUCUCUCCCGCCAUGUGGCUAGGAUUGGACAAGCACAUUCUUCACAGGUGCGGCUUUUGUCGAGCUCCCGAAGGCUUUUGAACAGCUCCGGGCUGGAUUCUUCAAGACAGCAGACAUGGAGAAAGUCUUCGCAGGUCGAGGCCGUUGCCCGGCAGUCAUCUCUGCGCCGCCAUCAGAGCACCUCGGCCCAGGCAUCCGGCAUCUGGGGUGAAGACGUGCUCCGUCAAAAGGACUUCCCCAAGAUCCACAGCCUCCAGGAGUUCAGUGACAGGCACAUUGGCCCCGAUGCGCAAGAGGAGGUGGAGAUGCUCAAGGCUCUAGACCCGCCAAUGGAGUCGAUGGACGCCUUUGUUGGAGAGGUCAUUCCCGAGGAUGUGCGGUUGAGCAAGCCGAUGGGCGUGUGGCGGAAGCAGACCGAGCAGGAAAUCUCGGCAAACAUCUCGGCCAAGUGCCGUGAUUCGCCACCGCCGUGCUUCAUCGGAAAGGGUUACUACAACACGCUGACCCCCGAGGUCAUCAAGCGGAACAUCCUCGAGAGCCCCGCCUGGUACACCAGCUACACGCCGUAUCAGGCCGAGGUGAGCCAGGGCCGCCUGGAAUCGCUGCUCAACUUCCAGACCAUGGUUUCGGACUUGACCGGGUUGCCCGUCGCCAACGCCAGUCUUUUGGACGAGGGUACUGCUGCGGCUGAGGCUAUGACACUCUCCAUCAACUCGCUUCCGUCGUCCCGGGUGAAGAGGCCCGGAAAGACGAUGCUCGUGGCCAGCUCGAUGAACCCCAUGACCAUCCAGGUCAUGGAGGGUCGCGCCGAGGGUUUCGAUGUCAAGAUCGAGAAGGUGGCAAUCCCUUCGCCCGAAUUUAAUGAGCGGUUGGAGCAGCUCGGUGACGACGUCGUGGGUGUCAUGGUUCAGUACCCUGAUGACCUUGGUGGACUGGCCGAUUACCGGGACGUGGCCAAGCGCGUGCACGACAAGGGAGCUCUGCUCAGCUGUGCUACGGAGCUCCUCGCUUUGACGCGGUUCACGCCGCCGGGCGAGUGGGGAGCCGACAUUGCCUUUGGAAGCUCGCAGAGGUUCGGAGUUCCCCUGGGUGGCGGUGGCCCGCACGCUGCCUUCUUUGCGGUUUCCGAGAAGCACAAGCGCAAGAUUCCCGGCCGUCUCGUCGGUCUGUCCAAGGACCGCCGGGGUGAGCGGGCACUCCGCUUGGCGCUGCAGACGCGUGAGCAGCACAUCCGGAGAGAGAAGGCGACCAGCAACGUCUGCACUGCCCAGGCGCUGCCCGCCAACGUGGCGGCCAUGUACGCCGUCUACCAUGGUCCCGAGGGACUGAAGGCUAUCGCCGAGAGCAUUGCGCGCAAGGCCAAGUACGUCCAGGCAGCUAUUGCGCAGCUCGGCUUCUCUGUGGCCGAGACCAAGGCUAUCGAUGGCGUGGUUGCUUGGGAUACCGUUGUUGUAGACAUGGGCUCCCCAGAGACGCUGCGGAAAUUCUUGGAGUCGACCAAGGACAAAUUCCAAGUGCGUGAGUUGACUACCCCCGGUCGCUUCUCCAUCACGGUCGACGAGUCGACAACGCAGGAGGACAUCGACUCGCUCCUGGGAGAGCUGUCCAGCUAUGCACCGAACAAGAGCGUCGGCCCGCAGCAGUUCAAGGAUAGCUUCUCCAAGGCUGUGUCGGUAGAGCUGCCCGGCCACUUCAAGCGAUCCUCCCCGUAUCUGCAACACCCAGUCUUCAACUCUCACCACUCGGAGACGGAGCUUCUGAGGUAUAUUUACCACCUCCAGUCCAAGGACCUCUCGCUGGUGCACUCGAUGAUCCCGUUGGGCUCGUGCACCAUGAAGCUCAACGGCUCAGUCGAGAUGACUACGCUUUCGAUGCCGGCCUGGUCGCAAUCCCACCCUGCAGCCAACGACCAGCAUGUGUGGGCCGACAUGCUCAGUUCCCUCAAGAGCAUGCUUGAGAAGGUGACGGGCAUGUCCGAGGUGACGCUGGAGCCCAACUCUGGCGCGCAAGGUGAAUUCGCCGGGCUGCGGGCAAUCCGGGCCUACCACAAGAGCCGAGGCGAGGGCAAGCGGGACAUCUGCCUGAUUCCCGUGUCGGCGCACGGUACCAACCCGGCGUCGGCCGCCAUGACGGGCAUGCGUGUGGUCCCCAUCAAGUGUGACGUCAAGACGGGCAACCUCGACGUGGAGGACCUGCAGGCCAAGUGUGAGAAGUACCGCGACGAGCUCGGCGCCAUUAUGGUGACGUACCCCAGCACCUUUGGUGUCUUCGAGCCGAGGAUCCGCGAGGUCUGCGACAUUGUGCACCGCCACGGCGGCCAGGUGUACAUGGACGGCGCCAACAUGAACGCCCAGGUCGGCCUGUGCUCGCCUGGCGACAUUGGUGCCGACGUCUGCCACUUGAACCUGCACAAGACCUUCUGCAUCCCGCACGGCGGUGGCGGUCCGGGCUCCGGUCCCGUCUGCGCCAAGAGCCAUUUGGGACCUUUCUUGCCAAACGCCCAAGUGCGCGAGGCCGAGACCAAGGCAGUUUCGCUCAGCGGUCCCAAGUCGGGCGAGGAGGCCUCGUCGUUUGCCGUCAGCUCUGCUCCCCACGGCAGUGCCUCCAUCCUGCCUAUCAGCUGGUCCUACAUGGCUCUCAUGGGCCCCGACGGACUCAAGAAGGCAACCGAGGUGGCCAUCCUCAACGCAAACUACCUGCUCGCGCGCCUCAAGCCGCACUACCCCAUUCUAUACACCAACGACAAGGGCCGCUGCGCGCACGAGUUCAUCCUGGACGCGCGGCCGUUCUCCAAGACGGCGGGCGUCGAGGCCAUCGACAUCGCCAAGCGUCUGCAGGACUACGGCUUCCACGCGCCGACCAUGAGCUGGCCCGUGGCCAACACCCUGAUGGUGGAGCCGACCGAGAGCGAGUCCAAGGCGGAGCUGGACCGGUUCGCCGACGCUCUCAUCAGCAUCCGCGCCGAGAUCCGGGAGAUCGAGGAGGGCAGGCAGCCCAAGACGGGCAACGUCCUCAAGAACAGCCCACACCCGCUCCACGACAUCAUCGGCGGCGACGGCAAUGCAGGCGCCGCCUGGGACAGGCCAUACACCCGCGAGCAGGCCGCCUACCCGCUCCCCUGGCUGCGGGAGAAGAAGUUUUGGCCUUCGGUUGCUCGUGUCGACGACACCUUUGGAGACCUGAACUUGUUUUGCACUUGCCCGCCUGUGGUGGACACAACGGGGGAUGCGAACUAA
Pyricularia pennisetigena is the source of this 3255-nucleotide messenger RNA. RefSeq lists its product as uncharacterized. The transcript is spliced from 2 exons. Gene Ontology annotation, molecular function: pyridoxal phosphate binding; glycine dehydrogenase (decarboxylating) activity; glycine binding. Gene Ontology annotation, biological process: glycine decarboxylation via glycine cleavage system. The coding region runs from base 1 to 3255 and encodes 1084 amino acids. NCBI's taxonomy places the organism in Eukaryota, Fungi, Ascomycota, Sordariomycetes, Magnaporthales, Pyriculariaceae. The record is from RefSeq and is a predicted model, not a curated record. Gene Ontology annotation, cellular component: mitochondrion; glycine cleavage complex.